Molecule: messenger RNA, 1044 nt
Organism: Centruroides sculpturatus (bark scorpion)
Lineage: Eukaryota; Metazoa; Arthropoda; Arachnida; Scorpiones; Buthidae
Exons: 2
Coding region: 252-1022 (256 amino acids)
Source: RefSeq, a predicted model, not a curated record
UAUGCAAAUUACUAACAUAGGAGUACCAAUUCUUUGCCGAAAAUUCGGAAAUAUUAUCAACUUUUGUAAAAAAAAAGAAUUAAAAAUAAAAUUGCUGAUUAGUAACAAAAAUUAUAUUCAUUCCUCGUAAAUACAAUUAAAGUACAUUUAUGGUAACUAAACAGCAAUUGAAGCAAUACUUGUAGACGACAAAUUUGCAAUUCUGUGUUUUGUCAAUCAAGAAACAGUUGCUGCCUCGAAUUACGGGAAAAAUGAAAUAUCGUUGUGAAGCUUGCGGAACGACAUUUUCCGAACAAUCUUCACUUUGUCACUCUUGCACAAGUAAACACAAAGAUGAAAGGUGCCAAGAGACCUUUUCAAAUUUAAAAGAUUUAGAAACAUAUGUGAAAACGGCAAACAUUUCUGAAAGGCCUCCUUAUUAUUGCGAACUAUGUGAAAAAUAUUUUGUCGAAGAAAGCAAGUAUAAAUUGCAUUAUAAACUUUUACAUCUGAAAGGAAAAUAUACUUCAACACAAACUAUGCACGAACCUCAACUGCAAGCAGGACAAUCCUCAACACAAACUAUGCACGAACCUCAAGUACAAGCAGGACAAUUCUCAACACAAUCUCUGCACGAACCUCAAGUGCAAGGAGAACCAUCCGCAACACAAACCCUUUUGGAACUAGCGAUGCAAGCAGAACUUUCGUCAACUCAAACCAUGAAUAAACCAUGUAUGAACACUCAAUCAACGCAAAACUGUGUGGUACCAGUGGUGCAAAUACAAACUUGCUCAAUGCAUACCGGUUUCGAACUAGCAAGGCAAGCCAGACUUUCCUCAACACAAACCCUUUUGGAACUAGCGAUGCAAGCGGGAAGUUCUUCAACACAAACUUUAGAUGAACAACGAAUGCAAACAGGACGUUUUUCAACGCAGCAUUUGCCUACAUUCUUUGCUUUGGUCCAAUCUUCUCCAACUCAAACCAUGCAGGCAUCACGGAUGCAAGCAGAACAUUCUUUAACUCAAGCCAUGCAGGAACCAUGAACGCAAGCAGGACCUUUUUCAA